AGAUCGUUUGAAUCCUUGAAAAAAGAAAAAAAAAGCUUUCUUUGUGACAGCUGGCAUCGCUUUUACCCAUUCCAAUUCGGUAUAGCUACUGCUGGUCGGAGGCCACGUAUAUACACAUGUUUUCCGAAAUAUUCACAUUUGCUGCACUAACCAAGAAAUUACGCAAGGAGAAAGAUCUUCUGUAGGACGACGAAAUUUGUAAUUCCGCGGCCAUCAACCAAAUCAGCUUCUUAAUAUUUGUCACUUCGAAAAAGUUUGGCGAACAACUCUGCCUUCAAGUUCAGAACCCGAGAACCUCCGCCACGAACUCGAUAGAGAAUUUUUUUUCUUGCUUGUAACUGCGAAACUCCUCAUGUUUUAUUCGCUCGCCACCGUGGAUGUUUCAGUUUGACUUUCGAGAAAAAUUUCCCCAUUUUAAAGCUUGCUUUCUGCGUGAUGACUGAUUUGCGGUGAAGUGUUCAGUACUGAGAAAAAAAAAAGUGGACAAGCCUGUGGCACCGGAACCUACCAGCCGUGAACAUUCCAUUACAGUCCCGAUUCCGUGAGGGAGGAUUUCGGGAAACGAGUGUAUGCGAAGAACUUUUGGACAAGCUCUUCCCAGAAAGAAAAAUAAGAAGUGUACGAAAAAUACAGCAGCUUUAACAUCGACGAGUCUCCGACCAACGCUUCGAUUCGGUCUGGGAGACCAAUACGCAAGGCCUGCCGUACCGUCGCAUACGGUACACAGAUACCGCACGCUGGUGACACCGAAGCUUCGGAGACACUGCAAGUAGGUCCUGGACAACAAGAGCGUGGGGAGAAAGAUCUUGUGUGCUGUCUAUUUUACGGCGAAGUGUUCUUCUGCAUACUUAAACCAGAUUGCUUAACACAUCAAGAAAUUCAAGGCAAGACGCAAGUUUGUCUCUGCGAAGUCGUCACUGAAAACAACGUGAAGAGGUUACGUUAACUAAAAAAAAAAUCCCUUGACGCUAGCUAUCGCCUAGCAACUACGCAAGAAGACACUAGGUGUGUAGGCUGCCAUCUGAAGUACAGAGUUUGUCAUACAUUUUCAUAAAAUGACUGUAUUUUGACAUGCGCUAAUACGUUCUCUUGUUAGUACAGGAAUGAAUUCCUUAAAUGGCAAAGUUUCUGCUAUAUGUUUUCGAAUAAAUUAGCCCACACAAGCAAGAAGCGGGUUAAUAAGGAGGCAUAGACUUCGGAGAACGAGCAGCAUUAGACGGCAAGCUGCAAGAUGGGUAUUAAGGACCUGAAAGCCAAACAUGGUGUCGCCAUGAGUCCUGAAUUCCCACAUGUCUAUAAAGAGAGAAACUAGCCAUAAGUAUUUGUUGCAAUCUUCGGAAACCUUGCAAAACAGACGCGAAAUAGUUACCCGCAGUCUAUACCAGCAAUAGCCGUUGACGCGUGACUAGCUGUAUCUCGUUAUCAGGUAACAACAGAUGCGAACUCACUCAUAUCGCGUUCUGUCAUCGCGCAAUCCAAAUUAAUGACUGAAGAUACCACCAUCUGUUGAUUAUACUCUUCUGAGUGCUGCAAAAAGAUAUUGUGCAGCCAAAUGAGGAUGUAAGUUCUUCAGAAAGCGUCCAACUUCAGUCGGUUCCCAUGUUCAUUCCCAAGAAGAGUAUGGCAGGCAAGCUUACCAGCUAGCCUUCAGUCUAUCACUCGAGUGACACGCACCUCAGAAGAAAGAAACUCGAAUGUUCGUUCCGUGGCCACCGUCAACCAUGGAGGCCCCCAUCACCCAAGACUGCUUCACUCUCAACGACACGACAAUAGUCACCGACUGCGAGGGGUUGGAUGCCAACACCAGUUGGCGCACGCCAUCGCCCGAUGGGGAGCCGUCGUGGAAUGAAACCUCCAUGCAGUUACCCCCGGGCCACGUCUACUUCGACUAUCCCGAGGAAAUGCUGGAGCCGUGGGUGAUGAACGAGUACUUCUUUUUCAUCGUGGUGACGUACUUGGUGACGUUCGCCAUCGGCGUGAGCGGGAACUUGGUGGUGAUCUCGGUGAUGGCCGGCGACAAGUCCUCGAGGAACGUCACCAGCGUGUUCCUCGUCAGCCUGGCUGUGUCCGACCUGCUCCUCCUCACGAUAUGCGCACCGCUAGAUGUGGCUCAAUACUUGGUGGUCCGGUGGGACGCCAGCGGCACGGUGUGCAAACUGGCCGCCUACGCCGAGACGGUGUCGGCCUUCGCUUCGGUGCUCAACAUGGUCGCCGUCACGCUCGAAAGGUUCGUCGUGAUCGUGUUCCCAAUCCACUCGCGCACCGUGUGCACCAUGAGCAACUGCAAGAGGCUCAUGUGGGGCGUCUGGCUCGUAUCCCUCGUCGUUGCCCUGCCCAUGCUCUUCGUAAAGAACGUCAUCCAGACAACGUUCACGAACUAUCGGGUGAACGUGACCAUCUACAGAUGCAAGGACGAGCACGACUGGCAGGGCCAGUCGGUGUCGUGGUACCGCCUUGUCACGCUGUUCGCUCUCCCAUCGGUGGUCAUGAUCGUCUGCUAUUCGUGGGUCAUCCUAGAACUGUGGGUCAGCACAAAGACCAUGGACCAGCUCACUCAGUCCGCAAAGUUUAGUUACCAGUGCCAGGCACCCACGACACCCAGACUGGGUUCUCUUCCCAGUCCAGCACAGCAGCAGCCGAACUGCAGGCUCAUCCUUCGGGGCCAUGCCAACUCCGACAUAAGGGACGUCAAGAGAGCACGCCAACAGGUCAUCAAGAUGCUCAUCCUCGUGGUGAUCCUUUUUCUGCUUUGCUGGGGCCCCCGGCUCAUCAUGGAAAUCGUCAUCAAGUGCUGCCUCAAUGUGUUCAACCACGGCGUGUACGCCGUGCGCGUACUCUUCUACCUGCUGCCGUUUGUGCACAGCUGCCUGAACCCCAUCGUCUACUGCUUCAUGUCCAGCAAGUUCCGGCGCCGCAUGGUGCGAUGCUGCCACCGCACCUGCUUCGCGCCUCGCUGCCGCGUCAAGUCGGCCACCACCAACAACCGCUGUUCGUCCAGGAACGGCACCACACGCCUCGGUUCGACGUACACGUUCACGUCGUACGCCACCUCGACGGUCGCCAUCCCGUCCUCGAUGACGCAGGUACCGGGCGAUCCGCUCGCUUUGUGACAAUCGCCCUGCCCGCCGCUGCACCAGCGCGGCGCUCCGCAGCUGAAAGCUACCGGUGCCAAGGGAGCCAAGAAGAAGAGCGCUAAGCAGCAGAAUCGUUGCAGGGACGCCACGAUUGAGGACUUCUUGUGAGCGGAUCAACAGAGGGACGGCACUUUUGCUCGGAGAAAUGUGCAUAGAAUACUCGCGGCAUCACAGUGGUGACAUCAAGGGUUCUGUGACAGUGAAGAAGCUCCGCCUUGGAUUCCAGGUGUGAUCGCGCUCGACCAAACGCAAAACGUCAGGCGGGUGUCUUUUGGAUUCUGUAUAGAACUCUUCACGGUGGCUCAUUCGUGACUUGGAGUGUUCUUGUGAAACACUGACGCGGCUACUUACGGACGUUGAUGCGUGUGUCAGGAUGUGACGAAUUGCGUAAACUGGUCCCCCGGUGAUCCAAAGCGACUGCAUGUGCAAAGUGAGAGGAUGCAUUCAAUUGCACCAGCCGUUUAGGUUGACCACAUUCAGACAGGAAUUUAGGAACCAUUCUUCAGGUGCCUCCACAAUGGCAUAAAGCUGAUGGAACAUUAAAGUUUCUGAAAAAGUUACUUGUUUGAGGAUGGUUCAGUCGUAACUUGACAGCAUUGCCCAUUUAUGAGCCUAAGGCGUCGUUACCACAAGUUAUUUGCAACAUGAAAGCCGCCGCAGCAUUUGUAGUGCUUAUGCUACAUUGUCAACCCUGAGAAGGACCCCAAAUGUAUAUAAUAGAAAGGAGCAAGGAAUUUUCCACUAAAUCUUCCAUUUACUCACUCAAAGACUUCAAAAAAACUAAGCUUAAUUUGAGAGGUAAGGCGAUUUGCACUGACGUGAUAUACCAUCACCAGCAAAAUCGUGGCACACACGGCUGCAGUUAGAAAUGUGCGUAUUAAGCGAAGGUUCGCGGCGUCACGCUUUGAGAAACGUGUACAUAUUUAUGUUUAACGGCUUGCUUGAAAUCAAAAAGUGUCAGUGGAAUGUUGGGUGUUUCCUUUUGGGCGAGUGACGACAAUUUUGUAUUUUCCCCUCUGCGAGUCGCACUUCUGCAGGUUGCGACGUUCGAGAGCGUAACCUCGGUCCAUUAAAGCCAUAUUUCUCUUCAGGCAUCUGCUGAGCGGACCACUGUUGAGAGAGAAUCUCAUGAAUACAAUUUUUUGAACAAAAGAGUGUGUUGCGACGCAUUUCUCCAGAUAUGUUUGCUCCAUUUCUGCGUACGACUUGGAAAGGUUGUUUGUGACUUGUGUGUAAAUGUGAGCGGAAUAUUGUAGCGGUGGAGGGCUGAACUAUUCGUAAGUUCCCUUGCAUGGCUGUUUCUCCCAACGACCCAAACUUUGCGCGUCGUUUCUCACCUCGUUUGGAUCUGACUGAGCCAGUAUUAUAUCAGCCAUGUGGAUAUGAAUGUCAUGGUCUUUUUUCUUCACUGAUAAUGAAGGCAUGAAAACCUGAGAGAUGUAGACCUGCAAGCAUACUCUUCGUCAUUCGAGAUUGUGGUGCAGAGGCAAGCAGAAAGAACGCCGUGCUGUAUUGCAUUGUUAGCGCUGUUUGUUGUCAGCGUGAUAAACGUGAAUGUGUUGGUAUGUCUUGUUUGUAAAAAAAAAACAAUAUUGUUCUCGCCUUCAAGUUAUCGUGUGAAACACUUGUUAUUCGUGUUUAAUGGUUGUGUUUUCCCAUGAUGCCGCGACGGUUUCAACAUGUACCUUGUACGCAUGAGGGUUGGUUAACGUUUCCUAUAAGAAAUGUCGCGCUCAUUCUGGCAAUGCUGAUUCUUCGUGCAUAAUUUUCCAAAGACUGGGUGGUGCAAUGUAUGUAAAUAUUUGACUGGUGCUUGUUUUUCUGGUGCCCUUGAUAGUGUAAAGCUCUGAACGCAAUGAUGCCAUUAGUGGUGAAUUUCGUCUUACAUAUAUCAACUACUAGCUGUUAAAUACAAAAAACAACACGGAAAUGACACUAACGCUAACACUGUUAUUACAGCGUUAGUAUUUGACUCCUAAUCACACUUAGUGGAAUAUCUCUCUAAUCACCUUUCUUGCGGUUUUAUUAUGCUAAAAGCAAAAGAAAGGACCAGCGUUGCUAAAGUAUAACGAGACACAAAGCCAAUGCUAAAAAUGUUCGGCAACACUUCUUACAAGCUUUAAGUCGUGAUAAGCAUACUGACGUUCGGCGUGUUUUAUGUUGUUACGUGCUUGUGAAAGUCUUCUAUUCCUGCCUCACCUCUGAGCUCGAAGAGCCUCAAUAAACGAGCACCGCAAAGUACUCCA
Dermacentor albipictus is the source of this 5380-nucleotide messenger RNA. RefSeq names its product cholecystokinin receptor type A-like. Gene Ontology annotation, molecular function: G protein-coupled receptor activity. The record is from RefSeq and is a predicted model, not a curated record. Lineage: Eukaryota; Metazoa; Arthropoda; Arachnida; Ixodida; Ixodidae. Gene Ontology annotation, cellular component: plasma membrane. Gene Ontology annotation, biological process: G protein-coupled receptor signaling pathway.